UUUCCGGCCGGGCGCCGCGGCGUUUCCUCCGCGCGUCCAUUGCAGCCGCCGCCGCUGCCCGGAGAGACGGAGCCUCCGCCGCCGCCGCCGAGACCCCCGCCCGCCCCCGCUAAGGCAGCCGCUGGACGGUCGGUCGGUGGGUCGGGCUGAUGUGAGCCGGUGCCUGGCUGGCCCCCCUCCGGCGCCCCCUCCCCACGGGCCCAGCAGGGAGCCGGUUGCUUCCCCCCCCCACGACCCCCCUCCCGGAGGGGAGAGAUGCUCCCGUGAAGGAUCGAGGAGGGCACUGAAGGGCACCACCCUCACCCUCUGAAGCCACCUCGGAGGAGACCCCCCCCCCGGCGCCAGGACCCCACCACCCCGCCGGGCCAUGUGCUGAAAGAUGUCCCUCUCCAGGCUGAACAGCACCACCAAUGGCUUCCCGGAAGACCCCUCCCGGAUGGAGGCCGCCAACGGGGCAGACCUGGCCCAGGUCCUCAGCUGCUUGGAGGUGGGCACCGUCUUGACCUUAUUCUACCAGAAGAAGUCACAGCGGCCGGAACGCAGGAGCUUCCAAGUCCGGCUGAAGAGCCGUCAGAUCGUCUGGAGCCGAAGCCCCGAGAAAGUGGAAGGCGAUGUGGACAUCAGGGAAAUCAAACAGAUCCGGCCCGGCAAGAAUUCCAGGGAUUUUGAACGUUACCCAGAAGAAGCCCGGAAGUUGGACUCCGCGUUGUGUUUUGUCAUCCUGUACGGAACGGACUUCAGGCUGAAAACCUUGAGUGUUGCUGCUUUUUGCGAGGAUGACGUGACCUUCUGGGUGGCCGGGCUGAACUGGCUGGUGACGGAUACGCAGCGAUCACCCACUCCUCUCCAGGCUGAAAGAUGGUUGAGGAAGCAGUUUGACUCCAUGGACCGAUCUAGAGAAGGCAGCAUCAGCCCCAAGGAUCUGAAGGCCAUGUUACCCCAGGUCAACUGCCGCGUGCCGAAUAUGCGUUUCCUUCGAGAUAAACUCGUGGAGGUGGAGGUUCGCGGUGAAAUUGCCUUCAGCCAUUUUACCCAGUUCUACAAAAACCUCAUGUUUGAUGCGCAGAAAUCGAUCAUCGAACAACUAGAGCUGUCCUUCCCUCUACGGAACAUGGAUCGGCCGGAACUCUGUCAAAUCACCUUGUAUGACUUCCAGAAAUUCUUACAAUACGAUCAAAAGGAGGCCUGGGCGAGCGAUCUUGCCAAAGUUCGCCGGUUCAUGUGCAGCUACUUGCAGGAUCGUUCUGCCGACACGACAGAGCCCGUCUUCCAGUUAGAUGAAUUCCUGACGUUCUUGUUCUCCAAAGAAAACACGCUGAUGGAUUCCAAGGGUGAGCAAGUGGUCCCUGAAGAAAUGAAUUUUCCCCUGUCCCAGUACUGGAUCUCGUCUUCACAUAACACGUAUCUCACCGGGGAUCAGUUCUCCAGCGAGUCCUCCCUGGAAGCCUACGCCCGCUGCCUUCGGAUGGGCUGCCGAUGCAUUGAAUUGGACUGUUGGGAUGGCCCCGAUGACCUGCCCAUCAUCUACCACGGCCACACGCUGACCUCCAAAAUCAAGUUCCUCGAUGUGUUGCACACCAUCAAGGAGCACGCGUUCACCACCUCCGAGUAUCCCAUCAUCCUGUCCAUCGAAGACCACUGCAGCAUCGUCCAGCAGAGGAACAUGGCGUCCCACUUCAAGAAGGUCUUUGGCGACAUGCUGCUCACCAAGCCGGUGGACGUCAACGCCGACCAGCUUCCUUCUCCUGCCCAGCUGAAGAAAAAAAUCCUGAUCAAGCACAAGAAGCUGGUGGAAGGCAACCUGUACGAAGAAGUCUCCACGGCCAGCUACUCUGAGAACGACAUCAGCAACUCCAUCAAGAACGGCAUCUUGUACCUUGAAGACCCCAUUGACCACACCUGGAGCCCCCACUACUUUGUUCUGACCAGCAACAAGAUCUACUACUCCGAGGAGACCUCCCACUAUCAGUCCCACGAGGAAGAGGAGGAGGCCGAGCAGAAGGAGGAGAUUAACAACAACGAGCUGCACUUUAGCGAGAAGUGGUUCCACGGCAAAUUGGGCGGGGGCCGCGAUGGGCGCCAGAUUGCCGAGCGGCUGCUGCACGAAUACUGCACCGAGACCGGGGGCAAAGACGGCACUUUCCUGGUCCGGGAGAGCGAGACCUUUGUGGGAGAUUACACCCUUUCUUUCUGGCGUUCCGGCCGGGUCCAACAUUGCCGCAUCCACUCCCGGCAAGAAGCCGGCGCUACCAAGUUCUACCUGACCGACAACCUGGUUUUCGACAGCCUCUACAGCCUCAUCUGCCAUUACCAUGAGGUUCCGCUGCGCUGCAACGAGUUCGAGAUGCGACUGACCGAUCCGGUGCCUCAGCCCAACGCUCACGAGAGCAAGGAGUGGUACCAUGCCAACCUCACCCGCCUGCAGGCUGAGCACAUGCUGAUGCGGGUGCCCAGGGACGGCGCCUUCCUGGUGCGCAAGCGAAGCGAGGCCAACUCCUACGCCAUCUCCUUUCGGGCCGAGGGGAAGAUCAAGCACUGCCGGGUCCAGCAAGAAGGGCGGCUUUUCACGCUGGGCAGCUCGGCCGAAUUCGAGAGCCUGCUCGACCUGGUCAGCUACUACGAGAAGCACCCCCUCUACCGCAAGAUGAAGCUGCGGUACCCCAUCAACGAGGAGACCCUGGAGAGGAUGGGCACGGCGGAACUGGAUUAUGGGGCGCUGUACGAGGUGAGGAGUCCUCACUUUUACGUGGAGGCCAACAAGAUGCCUGUGGCGAGAUGUACCGUAAAGGCCUUGUACGACUACAAAGCCCAGCGAGAAGACGAACUGUCCUUCUGCAAACAAGCCAUCAUCCACAACGUGGACAAGCAGGACGGCGGAUGGUGGCGAGGCGAUUACGGCGGGAAGAAACAGCUCUGGUUCCCAGCUAACUACGUGGAGGAGAUCCUGAGUGCCUCCGUGCCGGAGCAGGACGAAGCGUCCGUGGAGAACAGCCCUUUGGGGAACUUCCUGAAAGGAUUCAUUGACGUCCCCUCUUGCCACGUGGUUAUCUCCAAAGACGCCAGGAGCCCCAAACCCUUUGUCUUCACCAUCCAUUCUCAGCAGAUGACCCACCCAUCCCAGUCGCUGGACGUUGCCACCGAUUCUCUGGAGGAGCUGAACGACUGGGUGGCCAAGAUCCGGGAGGUCACGCAGAACGCAGACGCCAGGAUGCAGGAAGGGAAGAUCAUGGAACGGAGGAAGAAGAUCGCCCUGGAGCUAUCAGAAUUGGUCGUUUAUUGCCGCCCGGUGCCUUUUGACGAGGAGAAGAUCGGCACGGAGAAAGCCUGUUACCGAGACAUGUCUUCCUUCCCGGAGACGAAGGCGGAGAAAUACGCCAAUCGCAGCAAGGGGAAAAAAUUCCUCCAAUACAACCGGCGACAACUGAGCCGCGUCUACCCCAAGGGGCAGCGCCUCGACUCCUCCAACUACGACCCGUUGCCGAUGUGGAUCUGUGGCAGCCAGUUAGUGGCCCUCAACUUCCAGACGCCUGACAAACCGAUGCAGCUGAACCAGGCGCUCUUCAUGCUGGGUGGGCGCAGUGGCUACGUCUUGCAGCCGGACAUGAUGCGGGACGAUCUCUUUGAGCCUUUCAACAAGAGCAGCCUGAAGCACGUGGAGCCCAUCACCGUCCAGUUGCAGAUCUUAGGGGCCCGGCACCUGCCCAAAAACGGCCGCAGCAUCGUUUGCCCCUUUGUGGAAGUGGAGGUGUGUGGCUCGGAGUUUGACAACGGCAAAAACAAGACGGAUGUCGUAGCCGACAACGGCCUCAACCCCGUCUGGCUGGUCAAGCAGUUUGUCUUCGACAUCAACAACCCAGACUUUGCGUUUCUGCGCUGUGUGGUGUACGAGGAAGACAUGUUCAGCGACCCCAACUUCUUGGCCCAGGCGACCUUCCCCGUCAAAAGCCUCAAAACAGGAUACCGGUCGGUGCCACUGAAGAACAGCUACAGUGAGGAUCUCGAACUGGCUUCUCUGCUGCUCCACAUUGAGAUCAUUAAUGCCAAGGAAGAAGACGAUGAGAACUUGUAUUCCUCCAUCCAGCAACUCCGCGACCGGGCCAACGAGCUCUCCAACCAGGUGUCCAACCUGGAGCACAGCAACAAUUGCGACUCGCGUUACCAGCAACGGCUGGAUGAGCUGAGGCUGGCUCAGGAGCAACUCAUGGAGCUGACCGAAGCACGCAAUAGGAAGUUGAUGGAGAAGAAGAAGCGAGACCGGCAGUUGGCCAACAAGCGUAACUGAAAGGCACGCGACUUUCCUGCUCUUAACUGUCGUCCCGGAGAGAUUGGCGGGUCUCUUCUCCAUCCUUCCAAGGAGACCCCCGUUAGGCCCGCCGAAUCCUGCCAGCCUCCCGGGCUGCUGGGCCUGCGGCCGCAGGGACGAGACCCCCUCGGCCGGCGUCCCCUUCCGGGCGUCGAAAACAGGACCCCUUGCCAAACGAUUCCACUCGACGUGAAGCAGAUCGUGAAGCAGAUCCUUCCUGCGUCGGAUGGCCUGCCGUUCUGCCGGUCCUUCUCUCCUUCGACCCGUUUCAUCGGCGGGCUCUCUUUUAAUCCACCUUUGUUUUUGUUUCUUUCCUUUCCUGGCGGAUCGGGAAGACGAGCCUUUACGAUGGGUUUAUUAUUAUUAUUAUUAUGAA
Messenger RNA from Crotalus tigris (Tiger rattlesnake), 4679 nucleotides. Its product is annotated as 1-phosphatidylinositol 4,5-bisphosphate phosphodiesterase gamma-1-like. Gene Ontology annotation, biological process: phospholipid catabolic process; positive regulation of epithelial cell migration; phosphatidylinositol-mediated signaling. Gene Ontology annotation, molecular function: phosphatidylinositol-4,5-bisphosphate phospholipase C activity; calcium ion binding; protein binding. NCBI's taxonomy places the organism in Eukaryota, Metazoa, Chordata, Lepidosauria, Squamata, Viperidae. The coding region runs from base 380 to 4282 and encodes 1300 amino acids. The transcript has 33 exons. The record is from RefSeq and is a predicted model, not a curated record.